GUCCACUUUCGGGUACAGAUACCACGGAGGUGCAGUUUCUGUGGAUCCUACAAUGGCCAUUGGUAGCAAGCUAGAUGUCGGUACCCAUCUAGACACAGUCUUGAUUUCGGAUGAGGUGCUGAGUAAGACGUGCAUAGGGUAUAUUGUUGUACAGGACACCACUCCACCGAAUGUGACGUGUGAUGACGUCACAACGAGGUCCUUUUUACCGAACAGUUUUCUUGGACUGUCUUUGGGUGUUUCGUACACGUACGAGGAUUCAAAUCCUGAUCCCAGUGGGAUUACUUAUAACGUAACCAUAGGACCAGGCGGAGAUUUGUUCCCGCCCGGACAAACCCCAGUGACGAUGUACGCGGUCGACCUACAUGGCAACAGAGCGACAUGUCUUUUCUACGUGGAAAAUACGCUGACUGAGCUACCAGUGAAUUGCCCAGACCUGAACAAAACGGUCGCCACUGACAUGGGACUGCCCACAUAUUCUUACACCCCUUCCAUUGAGGCCAGUGACGUCACAAAGUCCACUUUCGGGUACAGAUACCACGGAGGUGCAGUUUCUGUGGAUCCUACAAUGGCCAUUGGUAGCAAGCUAGAUGUCGGUACCCAUCUAGACACAGUCUUGAUUUCGGAUGAGGUGCUGAGUAAGACGUGCAUAGGGUAUAUUGUUGUACAGGACACCACUCCACCGAAUGUGACGUGUGAUGACGUCACAACGAGGCCCUUUUUACCGAACAGUUUUCUUGGACUGUCUGUGGGUGUUUCGUACACGUACGAGGAUUCAAAUCCUGAUCCCAGUGGGAUUACUUAUAACGUAACCAAAGGACCAGGCGGAGAUUUGUUCCCGCCCGGACAAACCCCAGUGACGAUGUACGCGGUCGACCUACAUGGCAACAGAGCGACAUGUCUAUUCUACGUGGAAAAUACGCUGACUGAGCUACCAGUGAAUUGCCCAGACCUGAACAGAACGGUCGCCACUGACAUGGGACUGCCCACAUAUUCUUACACCCCUUCCAUAGAGGCCAAUGACGUCACAAAGUCCACUUCCGGGUACAGAUACCACGGAGGUGCAGUUUCUGUGGAUCCUACAAUGGCCAUUGGUAGCAAGCUAGAUGUCGGUACCCAUCUAGACACAGUCUUGAUUUCGGAUGAGGUGCUGAGUAAGACGUGCAUAGGGUAUAUUGUUGUACAGGGAGGCAUGUCUCCUUUAGCCUCUCUACAGCCACCGUUGCCAUACCAACCAACGCCACCAUUUCAGUACAUCCAGUCACGUAAUCGCACACACCCCCAGCCACUCCCACCAGAAGAAAAGGAUAGCUUCCCAUCAAUUCGCUCCACCCAGCCAGUCCCUCUUCAGUCAACGCAACGUACAUCGUUUCCAUAUCAACAGACGCCACCAUUUCAAUACACCCAGUCACGUGAACGCACACACCCCCAGUCACUCCCACCAAGACAACAAUACAACAUGCCAAUAUAUGAAUCAUCGCUCGACUUAUGCUUCAGUAGUCAGUGCACCAACAUCACGUAACCUAAGUCGCGCAAUUCAAGG
Molecule: messenger RNA, 1543 nt
Organism: Strongylocentrotus purpuratus (purple sea urchin)
Lineage: Eukaryota; Metazoa; Echinodermata; Echinoidea; Camarodonta; Strongylocentrotidae
Exons: 6
Coding region: 53-1522 (489 amino acids)
Source: RefSeq, a predicted model, not a curated record